UAAUAAGCAUUAUAAGUAAUAAUAAGCAUUAUAAGUGACAAUAAGCAUUAUAAGUAACAAUAAGCAUUAUAAGUGACAAUAGCAAGCAUUAUAAGUGACGAUAAGAAGCAUUAUAAGCAAUCACGAUGUCGACUGAAAUGGAUGCCCAGGGUUGGGCCCAGAUUCAUCAUGCUGCUUUGGCUGGUUAUAUUUUGUCUGUGGAGAAAUACAUUGAAGAAGACCCGGAACUGUUGGAAUAUGAGACUACGGAUGACUUGAACUCAACACCUUUUCUGCUGGCUGUAACAGGGGGUAAACUAGAAUGUGUGCAAUUCUUGAUAAAAAAAGGGGCCAAAAUAAAUGCCCAGAAUUCCAAAGGGCAAGGGGCCGUUGAGAUUUCCCUACUAAACAACGAUAAAGCUAUUCUUCAGUACUUUAUUGAUACCAAGUUCCCGGAACUUCCCGUCUGGAAGAAAUUGUUCCAGUGUCUGCUGUCGGAUAUCAUCAAAGAGGCUGUAAAAGCUGCCGAGUGUCUUGAGAUGCUGACGGAGCCAUAUGAGGAGUCAACGGAAGGGGUCAACCCAAAUUGGAAUUGUCUGCUUCAUGAAGGUGGCAUAAGUGCUUUGAUAAAACUGCUGCGUGGGAACAUAUACCCCAGUGUUCAAAGCCCCAUCGUACGGUCCUUGUUGAACAUGGUACAGUGUGAACAGACGGCAAGAGAUAUGGUCAAAAAAGGUGUGUUGGUCACUCUAGCAAAGCUCCUGAAAUCAUCGGAUCGGGAAGUAUUAAAGGCUACCACGAUGCUUUUAAUGGAACUUGCGAAUGUUCCGGAACAUGCCGAUGCCGAGAUUGAAGAAAAUAUUCCAGCAAUUUUAGUGGAUGUCCUCACCAGACAAACGAACACCGAUGUCCUUGUUACAUCACUUCAAGUUCUCUCCAACAUUGCGGCUUCGAAACCCGAAAACCAAGCUGCUGUGGUCAACACGGAGAAUUUGUUCGCCAGCGUGAUCAAUCUGUUUAAGCUCUACUACAGCAGUAAAUCCCUGAGCAACGAUUUGACAAACGCCGUUCAAAGCUUUGUAAAGUCAAACCCCGCCGCUCAGUAUGCCUUUAUAGAGAAAGGAAUCUGUGUCCCUUUGACUAUGAUUCUCACUAAGGUCCGUGUGCGUGAGUUGCAGUUAAACGCCGUUGAUACUAUCCAUUAUCUUGCCAUAAACAACCCACAGACGCAGAAGAUACUAUUGAACGAACAGCUUGAUAAAUACCUCAUGCAUCUGUUCAGCAGAGGGAGGUCAGAGAAGCUUCAAGAGAAAACGGCCAGCAGCCUUUGGGCAAUUGCGGGAACUGACGUCUACAUCCAACGCAUGAUGGCCACAAGAAUGGGGGUGCCCCUUUUAUUGAGCUUCAUCAAAUCAAUGACCGAGAACCUUCAUUAUAUAGGUUCUGAGGCGCUCAGUGUGCUCGCCCAGGGCCCGAUCAGUUACCGAAACGAAAUUGCUCCCCAAGGAACUUUGACCCUUGUCCAACUAUUACGAACGCAACGAGAGGAUAUCGUCCUCAGUGCCACUCGCACUCUACGUCACCUGUGUGUUGCUACUGGAUUUGUAGCCUAUCACAACAACCAGCAACUAAUUACCCAAACCAACGGUGCCAAACAGCUGACGGCAUUAAUGGCCAAUUCUAAAAAUCUCUAUAUCAAAGUGGAAGCAGCUCUGACUCUGGCCUACAUAUCCUUAGGUAAUCUGACAACCAUGGAAACUGUUAAACGAUGCACGAACUUCAGCUAUUCUCUCAUCAUGAAUUUGUUGCACUGCGGGGAUAAGAAGGCGCAGCUCACCGCAGGCAUGGCACUGGCGACGUUCGCAUACAACAGUACGUCGCAGCAGAGGGAAAUGGCGGAGCUGGGUGGCGUCAGGCUGUCUUGGUUCCGGGCGUUCCUUGAGUCUGAUGACGAAUACUUUCGUUGCAGCAGCGCAUUCCAGAUAGUUAUCUUAGCCCGGAUCAUUACAGAUGAAGACAAAGCCAUCACAUCGGCGAUGGGAAUUCGGAUACUGAUUGAUCUUCUGGAGAAUUCUGUUAACGACGCAAUUUUGACACUGGCGGCAGAUUGUGUGGCACGGCUGACACACACAAGAUCAGGUGUGCCGCAAGCCAUAAUUGCCAUAGACGCUGUAGACUUCCUCUGUCAUCUGCUCCUUGUUUCGGAUCAAUGGGUCCAAGGCAAUGCAGCAAUUGCUCUGACCUAUCUUGCAAACUUCCACAAAGCCGAGCGUCAACUCCUUCACAAAUGUCGGAAAAAGCCUCUUCUCAUCAAAGUCCUGCAAACCUACACACAGGAUCGGAAGCUUCCGGAAAGUUUCAUGGAAAAUUGGAAACAUUACAAGAAACUGGGGCUUCCCCCAAUUCAGUUGAAUGAGGUGAAAUUUGAGAGGGCCUAUCACGAGAUGAAUGACGUAGACCAGUGGCCCAUGAUGCAGGACAAGGAUGCGCACGAAGGAGUGAGUGUGGACAUCAACGUCACCGAGACGGACAGGCUGGCUGCGAAGAGGGCCAAGAGCAGCAUCCUUAAGCCCUGGAACCCCGAAGGAACGUCCAAUAUCGACGACACGGUCGGAGCUAAUAACAUGUGACAAGGAGGCUGCAGUGUUUGACAGUUUUUGGUGGUAGUGGAGGAAGAGGAAGAGGAGGAUGAGGCGGUGGUGGUGGUGGUGAGGUGGAGGGCAGGAACGUGGAAGGUUUAACCUCUAGAAGGUUCUAUGGAAGAGAAUAAAAAUGAAUGUUAUCGAAGCUUCCUCACUCCAGCCUGGGAAACCUUGCUACCAGCAACCAGAAGAGGGCGCAGAGGAGAGCCUCAGUGGCACCAGUGUGACAGAGGCCAAUUCCAGGAGCGUUAUCCACAG
Messenger RNA from Octopus sinensis (East Asian common octopus), 2879 nucleotides. RefSeq names its product ankyrin and armadillo repeat-containing protein-like. The coding region runs from base 126 to 2609 and encodes 827 amino acids. NCBI's taxonomy places the organism in Eukaryota, Metazoa, Mollusca, Cephalopoda, Octopoda, Octopodidae. The transcript has 8 exons. Gene Ontology annotation, molecular function: protein binding. The record is from RefSeq and is a predicted model, not a curated record.